CUCUACAGUCUACACCGAAAGCUAGUGUAACCUGACAACUGACUGUUACGACAAAAACAAUUUUAUUGUUAGACUUCAAGCAGAAAGACGUUGAGCAUGAAAAAACGUUUUUGACUUUUAAUCUGCACCAUGUCUGGACAGGGGCCGACCAUUGACACUAGGCAGGAGCUAGCCGAGCUUGUUAAAAGAAAGGCCGAAAUAGCCGAAACCCUCGCCAACUUGGAAAGGCAGAUCUAUGCAUUCGAAGGUAGCUACCUCGAAGACACUCAGCUCUAUGGGAAUAUAAUCAGGGGCUGGGACAGAUACCUGGCUAGCAACAAGAUACAGAACAGCAAGUCGGAUAAGAAAAAUCUCAAGUUCAAAGAAGCCGAAAGGCUCUUUUCAAAAUCCUCAAUUACCUCAAUGGCUGCUGUAAGUGGACUUGUUGAUAAUCAAGACAAAGGCGAAUUUAACAGCGAAAGCGAAUCUCAGACUGGGAACAGUGGUAGCGAAGACAACGUUACGCUCACCGUCAAAGAGUCUGGCAAAAACCUAUCAUCGCACAACGGCAUGAGUUACAACUACACGAACCACAAUGGCGGGAUAGACCGCCCGAUUUCACCAAGCAAAGAGGUCAAAUUGAACCGGCUCACAACAUUUAAAAAACACCUAAGCAAGAAGAUGAAGCAGCGAUAGCAGUCGAUUACAAUCUCUGGCAGCAUACUUUUUGAAACUAUGAUCUCAAUCACUUUGUGUACAAAUUCAAUGAACUUGAAAAUAAGUAAUAUAAUUUUUCCCUCCUGUUUUCACGUAAUACACAAAUCCUGCUUUUUUUACAUACAUUGAAAAAUUGAUUUUUUAACAUUUGAAUUAACAGAUGAU
Cimex lectularius (bed bug) is the source of this 861-nucleotide messenger RNA. RefSeq names its product chromatin modification-related protein MEAF6 (gene Eaf6). Bases 130 to 675 code for a protein of 181 amino acids. The record is from RefSeq and is a predicted model, not a curated record. Lineage: Eukaryota; Metazoa; Arthropoda; Insecta; Hemiptera; Cimicidae. Gene Ontology annotation, cellular component: NuA4 histone acetyltransferase complex. The transcript has 4 exons.